UUGCAGGCCAAUGACAAACCGCCACGCAUUUCCAACAUGGCUACUGUCUUGUGAAAGGUUUCGAGCGGUGCAGAAUAGUGCUGUAACAAUCAAAACAUACAAAUAGUAUGCACGAAAUAAACCUGCCACCACUGGAACCGACGCACAGAAACAUUCAAUAAUGGCAACGCCAGGAAUAGAGCAGCUAUUUGAAUUCCAGAGGUUGCCAAAGGAUGGCUUCCUUUUGCUGCUGUUCUUGCUCUACGCUCCAGUCGGACUGUGCUUGCUGCUUCUCAGGUUAUUUAUUGGCGUGCAUGUAUUUUUAGUGAGCUGCGCUCUGCCAGAUAGCCUUGUAAGAAGAUUUAUUGUUCGGGUCAUGUGGUCUGUUCUGGGAGUGUUUGUUAAGCAGAAUGACCCUCGUCUGAGGGACAGGAAUGUCAAAGUGUACAUCUGCAAUCACGUGACACAGUUCGAUCACAACAUAAUCAACCUCUUGACGUCUUGUAACACACCCAUGUUGGAAGGCUCUCCUGGUUUUGUUUGCUGGGCCCGGGGGUUCAUGGAGUUUGGGCUCCUCUCAAGCAGGUCUGAAAUGGCAGAGUCACUCAAACGGUACUGCUCAACGGAGGGCAGCUUGCCUCUUCUGUUGUACCCAGAGGAGGAAACUACAAACGGCAGGAUGGGCCUUCUCAAAUUUAGUUCCUGGCCCUUCUCGGUUUCAGACUCUGUCCAGCCCGUGGCUCUGUUUGUCAAGAGGCCUUUUAUACCAGCGAAUAUUGAAGAGUCCUCCUGGAUAUUAGAACUGCUGUGGACCCUUUUCAUCCCUUUCACAGUGUAUCAAGUAAGGUGGCUCCCUACUGUAUCCAGACAAGACGGAAACUCCAGUCAAGAGUUUGGAAAUGAAGUCCAGGAGCUGUUAGCAAUGGAGCUUGGUGUUGUAUCCACGCAGAUCACUCGAGCAGAUAAAGUGGAGCACCUUAAGAGGAAAAGGCAUAUUGCACCUCGUACUAUAAACUCAAAUCAGUCACCAGGUGCAAGACCCAGGGCUAUCUCUUUGGGGUUCAUGGCUGGUAACUCGAUGGUAGAGGAUGUCAGGAUUUCUGGGAUGGUUCAACAGGUUAAGGAGGUGCUUCCACACGUGCCCCUCGGCGUUAUCAAGAGAGAUCUUGUGCAAACAAACUGUGUUGACACGACCAUCACUAACCUGCUGGAGGGAGCAGAGGAAAUGAAUUCAAACUCCUCUGGUGUGUUGAGUGUGGCUGCUAUCCAGACUAGUUCCUUGAAUGCCGUUGGAGACACAGCCUCAGCUCCUGCUUUGAAGCCUAAUGCUAAAUCAUUUGGGAAAUAUCCAGGUGACAGACACAUGUCGCUGCAAGAUAGAAAAGAGGCACUGUAUGAAUAUGCAAGAAGACGUUACAUAGAAAAACAUGGACUGAAUCGGCAAACAGACAAUACCCAGUGAUUUGUAAAGAGAAGAGUGAUGACCAAUAUGUAUUAAUUUGUGUGGAAAGACAGCCAUUUAUUGUCAAAGGAUUUUAAUGAACUGGGGAGGAAGACUUCAUAUAUGUGUGGAACAGUUCAUGUUAACUAACAAGGGGGUGGGGGGGGGGGGGGGCAAGUGUUUUGGAACAUUAAAAUGGAGAUGGUUUUGAACUAUUUGCAUGGCAAGCAUGCAUGAACCUUGUGGUUUUUAAUCAUUUCUCUUUACAAAUUUUUUUUUUUUCUUUUUAAACUUAAGCGUGGUUUGAAAAACUAAAAUGCAGAGCUUGUUUUUAUUUAAAGCUGACAUAUUUUAUAGAUGCCUUAUAUUGUUAAGAGUUAAGUAUUGCAGUAAAUUAAUGUCAGCAUUUGUAUGACUGAUAACUGCAUUAUAUCUCCCCAAUAGUAACCCUGUUUUCACUUCGGUAGCGGCAGUGAGCAGUGGCAGUGAGUUUUUGAUGCCGCCACAUAAAGGAUACCUGUGCAGUUUUGAUCAAACUCCAUGCACUGAUGCGUAUAAAAAGCUCUGUUAUGAAAGUGCCUGUAGGUCUACGUGGAAUUUAGCUAGUGUGUGUCAUGGGCCGUACCUUAGUGUAGAUGUUCAGUGCCCCCCCCCCCAAAACCAAACCACCACAUUUGUACAUUUUAACAAAGCUUUUUAAAGCAGAUCGAUAUUUGUGGUCUGGACUCUCUCGCAACCGACACUUAAGUCAGGUUUGCUGCUGUACCACUUUUCAGAAAAGCUUCUGUUUGUACCCAAGAGAUUGAUAUUGUAUAUACUCAUUGGCAUAUGAUAGGUUAAAAUGUUUAGGGACCUAAGCAGAUCCUAAAUAAAUUGUGUGGUAAUGUUAUUUAAAUGUCAAACUGGAGUGUUUGCGUAGAUUUUAUUUCAUAAUAUUUAUAAUUCAGCUGGCCACUGUUUGAUACAGGUGCUGCAUAGCUGACAGUGUAGAUGACUGCUAUAUUGCAGAGGUGCAAGUCAUGACUAUUCUAGGCCAGGUUGAAUUCAAUCAAAGUUUUAUGUGGGCACCACAGCUGUACCUUAUAAUGGCUGUAUAUAUAUAUAUCUAUCCAUGCUCAGGUAUUUGUUUGGUCUUGCCCUAAAUUACUUGAUUGGACCAGUUAAAUUAUCCAGGUCUUAAUAAUUAUAAAUUAAUUUAUAACAUAUAAUUGGGUUGUGCAUCCCUGCUGUAGAGCCGAAUAAUAGCGUUCCUUAUUUCUGUUUCUUCUACUUAUAUAGAAGUAAUCAUUUACCAUUGAAUGUCUGGAGCAGGGGUAGCCAACCCUGAUCUUGGAGAGCCACAAUCCAUCAGGUUUUAUAGGUAACCCUUAAUCAUCAAUUUCUGAAGAAUGCAAGUUGUUGAUCAAUUUAGCAACUUCAUGUGUUCAAUUAAAUCAGGAGUGGUCGGCUCUGGUCCAUGAGACCUGCAGGGUGUUCAGGUUUUUGUUCCAGAUUAUCUCUAAGUGACUCAAUUGAACAAAUUCCUGCUUAACUAGUCAAAAUGAAAUUGUUCCAAGUUUUUAGGAAUUGAUAAUUAAGGGUUACCUAUAAAACCUGCUAGAUUGUGGCUCAGCAGGACCAGGUUUGGCCAUCCCUGGUCUAGGGUAUGAUCAGAAGGGAUUCUGUUAAAGAUCCCAAAUGUGGUGGAAAUAAACUCCUUGACUUUUUAACCUGAUGCCCCCAGGUUGUGAUUAACAUCUCUAAAUCCCAAAUAAAAACAUUGAUUUGUUCCCCAUAAAUUACCACAUUUUUGGCAUGUUUAUGUAUUGUACAUUACUUCAGUAUUGUAUCUACCAAUGAGUAAGGAGGUACAACGGGGCAAAUCUGCACUAUCCCAAUUAUAGUAGCUGUGUUCUACAGAGGAGGAUAGGGCAUAAGAACCCAUAGAUGGUUACAUUAAAAUGUCAUCCAUCCAACAGGAGUUCAUGUCAGUUAUUACAUUAAAUCAGUAGAAAUCUGAUAUUGUGCCAGGAGAGGUCUUCUUACAAGCUGAACCAAGCAUUGUUUGGAUUUUUUUUUAUUUUUGAUUCCAAACUUUAAAGAAAGCACAAUGCCGUUAAAUGCCUGUGAAUAUAUGCAAAGUAAGUAUAUGUGAAACUAGGAAAACAUCCAUAACCUGAGGGACCUUACAAUACUGCAUGGAAGUUUUAUAAGCAGUAAUGGACACUAUUUGCAAUUAUUUUCUCAAAAAAAUAUAAAUAAAAUAGUUAUUCAUUCCAUUAUUAUCAGUAAUAAGGAAAAUAAAAUGUACCUGAUAUAUUUAGCUCAUUAAAUAGUAUCUGCUUCUA
Acipenser ruthenus (sterlet) is the source of this 3747-nucleotide messenger RNA. Its product is annotated as lipid droplet-regulating VLDL assembly factor AUP1-like. The transcript has 12 exons. NCBI's taxonomy places the organism in Eukaryota, Metazoa, Chordata, Actinopteri, Acipenseriformes, Acipenseridae. Bases 161 to 1441 code for a protein of 426 amino acids. Gene Ontology annotation, molecular function: ubiquitin binding. The record is from RefSeq and is a predicted model, not a curated record. Gene Ontology annotation, cellular component: membrane.